AUGGUGAUCAAACCAGCUUCACCCGCACCUCGAGAUCUCCUUCAACUCUCCACGGUCGAUGUUUAUAGUCCACCAAAGUACGUUUCAACAAUCUUCUUCUACAAAUCCGUCUUCGGAGAGUCCUUAGAGAUCAUAUCUGAGAGGCUUAAAACCUCUCUAUCUGAGACGCUCUCACGUUUCUACCCUCUAGCUGGAAGAAUUGAAGGUGACAAAAUCAUCUGCAACGACGAAGGAGCCUUCUUCACUGAAGCACGCACAUAUCUUCUCCUCCAAAAUUUUCUCAAAAACAACCCCCAUAAUACCAACUCUCUUCCAGAAUUUCUCCCAACAGUUACACCAGGUGAAUAUGCUGGGACAUGGCCAUUUCUGAGCGUUAAGGUCAACUUCUUCGGAUCCAGAUCAGGAGUCGCGGUCACCGUUUCCAUAUCUCACAAAAUCUGCGAUGCGGCCUCGGUUUUGACUUUUGUCAGUGACUGGGCCGCUACAGCGAAAGCUCAUGAAUCUAAUGACGUCGUGAUGAAUAUUCCCACAUUUGCGUCAACUACCAUUUACCCUCCUCAUCAUAGCUCUUUCCAAAGUUCUUCAGUGGGUGGCCUUUACCCGUUUAGAGGCAAGUGUGCAACCAAUAGAUUCUUCUUCAAAUCCUCUAAGAUCGCUAAGCUUAAACGCAGAGCCACGAGCGAGACUGUCCUGGUCCCUACACGUGUUGAAGCCAUCUCUGACAGUACUUAA
Molecule: messenger RNA, 732 nt
Organism: Eruca vesicaria subsp. sativa (arugula)
Lineage: Eukaryota; Viridiplantae; Streptophyta; Magnoliopsida; Brassicales; Brassicaceae
Source: the annotation of a GenBank genome assembly